Phaeoacremonium minimum UCRPA7 is the source of this 2316-nucleotide messenger RNA. RefSeq lists its product as hypothetical. The coding region runs from base 1 to 2316 and encodes 771 amino acids. Lineage: Eukaryota; Fungi; Ascomycota; Sordariomycetes; Togniniales; Togniniaceae. The record is from RefSeq and is a predicted model, not a curated record. The transcript has 3 exons.
AUGGGACAACGAACGGCAACGACACAGACACCAGUAGUUUUGCUGCUGCCAAAUCAGAUUGUGUUCCUCCCUCAGACUCCAAGACUUGAGGAGUACGGAGAUAUCCCAGAUCCUGAAGCGGACCCGGAUUUCGGAGAUAUGAUGGACUGGUCUGAGAGACGGCGCCGUUCAUUAGCAUUAAGUCGUCGAAAUAAUCUCAACAAACGUUGGCCGUGCCUCACCUGUGCCAUCAAGGCAGUUGGUAACUUCAUUGCUCAUCCGGUGGAUACACUUGUAGCCUUGAAAGAUGAGAUCCAACAAGCUACAUCAAUCUCUGGAUCUGUGAACAAAGAUCUCACAUUCAAGGUCCCUGACCCCGCCAAUGUCGAAGCGAGCCGACUGCAGGACCCUAACGCCAAGCAAGUCACAUCUCCAUGGGGCGACUCUAUCCUACUGAAAUCAUUUGGCACUCAGCCUGAGUCCGAGGGCGGUGACUCCAAGAAACGUGACGAGAAAGAAAAGGCUUUGAGUGGCUACAUGAAUGUUUUUUGCGUUGGAUGCGGCGUCUCAGGUCAUGCCAGUGUCGCCGGACGUGCUUCUUGGACACCUCUCGGAGGGUUUAUCGAGGGCCAAGUCGAGAUGCGAGCUGAUGUCCAAUUCGUGUUCAAACUCGGAAUUGAUGCGCAGAUGACUUAUUCCAAAGAGUUCAACAAUAAUCUGCUCCGCCUUGGACUCCCUGGUCUAACAUACGGCGUCGUUACUAUUGGGCCGUGGGUCGAGGUUGGCUCGACAGUCAAGCUCGAUGCCGAGGCAAAGGGCCGGUUGCUAGCUGGUGCAGAAAUGGGUUUACAGAAUGCACAUGUUUUGAUCGAUUUUAUCAACCCAAGCAAAUCAACCAAAGAUGGAUGGGAGCCAUAUUUCAAGCCAGUCUUUGAAGCUGAUGGCGAGUUGAUGCUUUCUGCGUCUCUUGGUCUGCCGUUCGGGCUGAAGUGCGGAUUGCAAGUUGCAAGCUUCAGCAAGAGUGUCGGUCUCGUUGAUGAGCCGUCAAUAAAAGGGAUCGCCCAAGUAGCAGCAUCGAUUGGUCUAGCUUCUAGUGGUGGGUUCGUUGCCGGCUUCAAAGACAGCAAUGACUGCACGGGUAUCAGCACUCAGAUCAGCUGGAGGAACAAACUCUACGUUGAUGUGCUCGGGCUCACGCAGCUCAGUCUGCUUGACACAGAUGACAAGCCUCUCGCACAGGGGUGCAUUGCACUUCCUGGUCUACCGUCUCCUUUACCAAGCAAGUCCACGGAUGCGACCACUUCAGCCCCCACUCCGACAGGAAUUGAAGAAUCUGAUAGCGAAUCCUCGCAAACGCCAACUGUGGGAGAUGACUCGCAGCCAUCAGAGACAGAGUCUCCUAAUGUAGAGCCUACUACAACCCCAAGCAAUGACGACGAAUCGGAUCCUAUCUCAGGCACAGACUCUGAUAUUUCUGCCGAUGACAACUCUGAUGCUCCAACAGACCAAGACGGCUCUGGAGAUGGAGACGACUCUGGCGCCGUGCCUGAGGAUGUGUCUUCAGAAGAUUCGUCUCAUGAUGUAGUUAAACGCCACUCUCUUGUCUCUCGUGGUACGAAUAGCACCAACAGUACGGUUCGCGACAUCACCAGCAAAGUAAAGUCCAAUAUCACAACUCUUUCCUACGAGACAACCUCGCUUCCUGACCAUCCUUAUAACGACACAGCCGGAUACGAAUACAACUUACUUACCGUUCCUGACGGGUCCAUUAUAUUCAUCUCUUGUGGAAAUGGCGCCAUUUAUGCAGUCUCACCUGAUGGCCCAGACAAUCCAUCUUGUACUCCCAACUGGGAGACAUACAAUGAUGUUAUCGUCGCUGAUGGUGCAGACCGAAUAAUGCACUACUACUCCCACACUAUGGAAGCUGUGGGUGUAUCACGCCUCCGUGUCAGCAACCAACAGUCUGUGCCAGAGAAGGGAACCAUUGUAGCCUUCAUCGCAGACGACAGCGAUGAGGAUACUAGUGAGGAUGGUGGAUACUUUGCUGCUCUUGACCCUGACAUGAAUGUAUUCUAUCCCGUUCUGUGUACAUACAGCGAUGGUAAUCCGGCAAGGAUGUUCCUGGCAGCGGAUCCGGAGAAAGGUCCUGAGAUACUCCAAAGUGAGGAUCUUGAGUACAGUAUAACAGGUGGCAAAGUUGAUAAGUGUUACACGAUGCCGUUAUUGAUGGGCCAGUGGGCAGACGAUAGUGAAGGGUACACCAGCUACAAUGAUUCGCCCAGUGACGAUGACGAUCUGGAUUAUGAUUGGGAUGGAUAUGACUGGGAUCAAGAAUGA